Molecule: messenger RNA, 2145 nt
Organism: Psylliodes chrysocephalus
Lineage: Eukaryota; Metazoa; Arthropoda; Insecta; Coleoptera; Chrysomelidae
Source: the annotation of a GenBank genome assembly
UCUGUGAUAGUGUUGCGGUCGAUCUGUGUGUGAUUUAACUUUUACUUUCGUUCUUUCGUUCAGGUAUUGGAGGAUACGCAUAGUUACGAAGAGGUCGAUUAAGAAAUUUUGGAAAAAAUAGGAUUACAGACUCCUUGUUUGUGUAAACAUGGAGACCUCAGAGAUAGCGGAGUGGUACAGAAACCAACACGUCUUCGUUACUGGAGCGACUGGAUUUAUGGGAAAGAUUCUUAUAGAAAAAAUACUCAGAUCAUGCCCAGACGUAGCUGCAGUUUAUAUUUUAAUUCGGCCUAAAAAAGGAAAAGAAGCAGCGCAGAGACUGGAAGACUUCUUCAGUUGUCCGAUAUUUGAAAAUCUUAAGAAAUCCGCAACAGGCAAAGAUUCUUUACAAAAAUUAAAAUGUAUAGAUGGGGACAUCACAAAGGAACAUUGUGGAAUCUCAGACGAAAAUAUAGCUUUCUUACAAAACACGAUAACCAGCGUAUUCCAUAUGGCCGCCAACGUUAGAUUCGAUCAACCAGUAAAAAGUGCGGUACUUUUAAAUACAGGAGGAACUUUAAACGUUCUAGAACUGGCGUGUAAAUUGGAAAACUUAAAAGUCUUCAUGCACGUAUCAACCUCUUAUUGCCAUUGUGAUGUUACUGAGCUAGAAGAAAAGAUUUAUAAAGCACCACAAGAUCCUAGGAAAAUUUUAGACCUCGUAAGAUGGAUGGAUGAUGACCUUCUGGAAACAUUAACACCUACAUUAUUGAAAGAUUCUCCAAAUAGUUAUGCAUAUACAAAGUGCUUGACAGAACAAUUAGUCUCAGAAUAUAGCGAUAAAUUACCAAUAGCUAUUACUCGACCGUCUAUAGUAACUGCUGUGGCGAAAGACCCCAUUCCCGGCUGGGUAGACAACUUGAACGGCGCCACGGGAAUAAUUAUAGCAGCAGGAAAAGGAAUUUUAAGGUCCAUGCAUUGUGAUAUAUCACUAUGUGCCGAUUAUGUACCAGUUGAUAUGGCUAUUAACAGUAUUUUGACUGUCGCUUGGAAAGUUGGAAGUGAAGUGAAGAAAAGCGAACCUGAAGUUUAUCAUCUCACUGCUAAUAGGGAUAACGCCGUAAGUUGGGGAGAAGCUCUGGAAAUAUCUAAAAAGCACGUGUUUGAUUAUCCCUUCAGUGUAUGUCUUUGGUACCCAGGAGGUAGUCCAAAAUCAACUUACCUAAUGCAUGCAAUUGCCGCUUUUUUCUUCCAUGUAAUUCCAGCUUAUGUGGUUGACUUUUUGUUACAAUUAACUGGAAACAAAACAUUCAUGGUAAAUCUUCAAAAAAGACUAGACCACGGUUUAAAAGUAUUACAAUAUUACACUACAAGGCCAUGGUUUUUCCAUAAUGAUAAAUUUGCUAAUCUUUUCGACACUUUGAAUGAAAGAGACAAAGAAAUAUUUUAUUCUAAUAGAAAACCUAUAAACCACAACGAAUAUUUUCUUAAUUACGUACUGGGUGCAAGAAAAUAUUGUGUCAAAGAAGAGAUCGACACUGUUCCGCAUGCGAGGAAAGUUAUGAGAAGGUUAUAUUUUUUGGAUCUUCUAAAAGACAUUAUCCUUUAUGGAAUAAUAUUAUGGUUAUUUUAUUUAUUCGUUUUAAAAUUCUUUGAAAUAAUUGGAACUCCUCUUAAUUAAUGUGGUUUUGUAUUUAUUUUAAACAUUUUUACACUUAACUUAACAAUAAAUAUGUAAUAUAUUUAAGUCCUUUUAUUAAUCAAAUAAAUUUCCAAGAAAUGUAAAUAUAAUCCGUCCCUGUCUUCAUGGCUAAUAUUUUAUUUGAAGAUACAAUAAUCAUGAGUAAAUACUAUAUCAAUUUAGAUGUUUCCUGUGAUAUUUUUGAAGUAAUCAAUCAAGCAAACAAAAUCAUUCGAAGGGGUAAUCAUAUACCGAUAUUAUUAACAUAUUUUCAUGAGUUAAAAGAAUUGGAAAUGUCGACAAAUACUUGCUACAUUUGCAUGAUGAAAUUUUCGAUAAUUUUUUCAUCCUUAGCCUACUCCUUCGUAAAAUUUAAUUGUCAACAUACUCGUAAUCCCUCUAGAAAGCCUCUUGUACGGUGUGCACCAGCUAGGCAAUUUUUAUGCAAUUUUCUUCUUAUUUCUGUAUACAUUCUUGGAUUAUUA